Molecule: messenger RNA, 3893 nt
Organism: Engraulis encrasicolus (European anchovy)
Lineage: Eukaryota; Metazoa; Chordata; Actinopteri; Clupeiformes; Engraulidae
Exons: 1
Coding region: 1-3879 (1292 amino acids)
Biological process (GO): DNA integration; proteolysis
Molecular function (GO): zinc ion binding; nucleic acid binding; aspartic-type endopeptidase activity
Source: RefSeq, a predicted model, not a curated record
AUGGGAUACAAAGCACUCGUCAAGGAGCUAACAGAUCAUUACAAACCACAAAAGAAUGUGAUUGCGGAAAGAUUCCGUUUUCAACGGAGAAGCCAGCAAGAAGGAGAAAGUGUAACCAGCUUUAUUGUAGCCCUGAAACAGCUCUCGAUACACUGUGAUUAUGCUGGACAUUUGGAUGAAGCACUCCGAGACCGAUUUGUCUGUGGAUUGCGGUCAGAGGCGAUGCAAAAACGACUUCUAACAGAACGUGAGUUGAAAUUCAAAUCUGCUUGCGACAUUGCAUGCACGAUGGAAAUGGCGUCUAAAAACACAACGGAAUUAUCAGACAAGGCAAAGGCGACAUCAUCAGAGGUGUGCACCGUAUCAAGCCAGAGAGUAAAACGUGAACAAAUGAGGCGUGCCAAUGCAAGUGGUAACCCACUCGACGGAUCGGCAGACGUGAGUACACAGUGUUAUCGAUGUGGAGGCAAACACGCAGCCAGCAAUUGCAGGUUUAAGAAUGAAAAAUGCCACAAUUGUUCGAAAACGGGGCACAUUGCUCGAGCUUGCAGAAGUAGAAACAAAGCUAUGCCCACUCAGUAUGUUGAACAAGAUGAUGCAACUAAUGAAAGUGAAAAUGAGCUUUUUGGAAUUUGGUCAGUGUACACAGCUACAGAUGGGAAUCGUGGCAUUGACGUGCAGAUGCACAUUGAAGACAGUCCAGUGCAAAUGCAGUUAGACACUGGGGCUGCGGUGACACUGGUGUCAGAGAAAGUGUACCUGCAGGCCCUGUCACAUUUACCUCUGCAGCCAUGUAAUUUGACAUUGGCAACUUUCACUGGAGAUGCCAUUCCCUUGAAGGGUCAAGUAAACGUGGCAGUUAAGUAUGGCAGUCAGAGCCACACACUGCCACUUGUAAUCGUUAAGGGGGAUCGGCCUGCGCUGUUAGGGCGAAAUUGGUUGAAGAAGAUCAGACUCAACUGGACGAGCAUAUUUGCUGUUGAAGGCAAAAACGACCAGCGGCCAGAGGUGGCGGCGUUGCUCCAGCAAUAUGAGUCGGUGUUUCAAGAGGGGCCUCGCGCCAUCCGGGGAUUCAAAGCACACAUCAAAAUCAAACCUGGGGCCAUACCCAUUUUCAAGAAGGCCAGAUCGGUACCCUAUGCUUUGAAAGUGACUGUGGAGAAAGAACUGGACAGGCUGGAGGCUAUGGGCGUCAUCUCUAAAGUGGAUAACAGUGAGUGGGCCUCACCUUUAGUGGUGGUCCCAAAAGCAGACAAAAGUAUCCGAAUAUGCGGAGAUUACAAAGUCACCAUUAACAACAGUGUGGAGGAGGAAACAUACCCACUGCCAAAUACAGAAGAUCUGUUCGCGACCUUGGCAGGGGGGAAGUGGUUUUCAAAGCUGGAUCUGUCGCACGCAUACCAACAGCUAGAGCUGAGCCCCGAAUCUGAGAAGUAUUUGACAGUAAAUACCCAUCGUGGCCUGUACAGGUACCAUCGCUUGUCGUAUGGGGUCUCCAGUGCACCCUCAAUUUUUCAAGGAGUUAUGGAUCAGGUGCUGCAGGGACUGGAGGGAGUCACCUGUUUUUUGGAUGACAUACUUGUCACAGCAGACACAGAGCAAGCCCACUUACUGAGAUUGGCAGAGGUCUUGAGCCGACUAGAGAAAUUCGGAAUCAGGGCAAAGUCCACAAAAUGUCAGUUCAUGAAGAACCAAGUGGAAUAUCUGGGGCACCUCAUUGAUGGAGAGGGCCUGCACCCCACAGAGGAAAAAGUGACAGCCAUAGUGAAUGCUCCUAGGCCUACAAAUGUGACAGAGCUCCGGUCGUUCUUGGGCCUCUUAAAUUACUAUGGGCGUUUUUUGAAAGAUUUAGCCACUCUGCUACAGCCACUUCAUGCUUUGCUAAAGAAAGAUGUGCCUUGGGAGUGGACAUCUGCCUGCGAUGCUGCUUUCCAGCAGGGUAAGGAGCGGCUCUUGGGAAGCACAGCUCUGGAGCAUUAUGACACCAGGAAAAAGGUACGGCUGGCCUGUGAUGCUUCUCCGUAUGGGGUGGGGGCAGUGAUUUCACACGUGUUGGAGAACGGUGAGGAAAAGCCCAUUGCGUUUGCAUCCCGCACCCUCACGGAAGCGGAAAAGAAGUAUGCCCAAAUCGAAAAGGAGGCACUUGCAAUUAUCUUCGGGGUCAGAAAGUUUCACAAAUACCUUUAUGGGAGGAAAUUCAUACUGACUACUGACCACAAGCCGCUGUUAGCCAUUCUGGGGCCUAAGUCAGCUAUCCCAACUCUGGCAGCAUUAAGAAUGCAGCGCUGGGCGCUAAUUCUCAUGGCCUACACAUAUGACAUUGAGUAUCGCAGAUCAGAGGAUCAUGGAAAUGCUGAUGCAUUGUCCAGACUGCCAAGAACACAGAAAGAUGACACUGCGGCCGAACAGGGAAUCUUCUACUUCUCCUACGUGGAUGAACUGCCAGUGCAAGCUGUUGAGAUAGCCGAAAACACCAAGAAAGAUCCUGUCCUCCACAAAGUGCUGACCUACACUCUGGAGGGUUGGCCUGAUGAGGUGCAGGAUAGCCGGCUGCAACCGUUUUUCAGUAGGAGGUCUGAGCUCUCUGCUGACCAUGGCUGCAUUUUGUGGGGGCUUCGAGUGGUCAUCCCUCCAAUUUACAGAGAACGACUGCUGAAUGACUUACAUGAGGGACACCAGGGCAUCUGCCGUAUGAAAGGUGUAGCCAGGAGCUGCAUGUGGUGGCCUCAAAUAGACAAUGACAUCGAAGUCAAAGCACAAAAGUGCAUAGCUUGUGACACAACGAGGAAAAUGCCUGGGGUGGCACCGCUGCACUGCUGGAAGUGGCCAGCUCGAGCAUGGCAAAGAAUACAUAUUGAUUUUGCUGAAAAAGACAAGCAGCAUUUCCUGGUGGUGGUGGACAGCCACUCAAAAUGGCUUGAAGUGGUCCACAUGACCUCCACAACCGCAUCCAAAACCAUUGAGGUCCUUCGGGGUCUAUUUGCAGCUUAUGGAUUGCCAGAAGAAUGCGUGAGCGACAAUGGGCCGCAAUUUACCUCUGCGGAAUUCCAAGGGUUUCUGAAAAAUAAUGGAGUCAAGCAGACUUUGGUUCCGCCGUAUCACCCUGCCUCGAAUGGGGCUGCGGAGAGGUCGGUGCAAACACUGAAGGCGUCGUUGCUGAAGCAGGUGCUCAGUGAGGGCCCUGCAGCCAACAAAACUCCUCUUCAGCAUCAGCUUGCUAACUUCCUCCUAAUGUACCGCAGCACACCCCAUGCUGUGACAGGCUGCACACCAGCAGAAUUGUUCUUAAAGCGGCAAUUGCGGACCAGAUUCAGUCUUCUCAGGCCUGAUCGUGCAAAGUUCAUGGAGGCUAAGCAGGCCAAACAAAAAGCAUACCAUGACCGUCCCUCGUCUGUUCUACGGGAAUUCAAUGAAGGAGACCUGGUCCAGGUCAGAAACUUCCGCGAGGGGAAGGAGAAAUGGAAAAGGGCAACAGUAGCAAAGCGCUUAGGGCCAGUGACUUACCUGAUUCAUGAUGGGGUACGAGAGCGCACAGUUCAUAUUGAUCACAUGCUGGCUUCAAGGGCAUCUGGAGAGGUGGCCAGUGGCAAGGCCACGGACACAGCAAGUGACCAAGAUAUAGUGCUGCCAGCCUGCGGGAGAAAUCCACCUGCAACAGCGGAGCCUACUGGGGCCAGCAAUGAUGAGCAAGAUGCACACACCUCAGCUCGGCCACAGGUAACUACCCACACCCCGGCUCCGGUGACUCCUGUACCUCCGGUGCCUGUCGCCUCACCUUCAACAGCCCGAACACCACCAACCAUGGCUUCCACCAUUGCACCAGAACCACGCAGGUAUCCUCAAAGGUGUCACACUGCUCCAAAGAGACUGGACUGGUGAUUGGGUGGGUUUUG